Talaromyces proteolyticus is the source of this 591-nucleotide messenger RNA. RefSeq lists its product as uncharacterized. NCBI's taxonomy places the organism in Eukaryota, Fungi, Ascomycota, Eurotiomycetes, Eurotiales, Trichocomaceae. The record is from RefSeq and is a predicted model, not a curated record. Bases 1 to 591 code for a protein of 196 amino acids. The transcript has a single exon.
AUGGAAAAAUCCUCACCCCAAGCGCAGCAGAGCACUGGUCUCCCAAACGACGAUAUCCAAUCCCUCAACAAAGCUAUUUCGUCUCUAAUCCGUGAAAUCCAACGUCUCUGUCGCACACGAGAUCACUUCCGUCGGCAGAGACAGGCAUCUAUCAAAUCACUCAUUGAAGUCAAGAAACAGAAUGAUUGGAAUAUUGGUAUUGAUAUUGGCAGCCCAAUUGAAGUGGAAGCUGGACAAAAAAUUCUUUCACGGGAAAAGAAACAAGAGGGAGUAGCUGUGGAGAUUAGGGAGAAGCUAGAUGCGUUGCAGGGUAUACUGCUGAGAAUGAGUACGUUGAUGGUUAGGGAACAGAUGAGGAAUGACGGACUUUUUGUGGCUAGUAGUGAGGAAGUGAUGUGGGCAGCAGAGUUGGUUCCUGCACCGUUGAAAUUGAGAGGCCAGUCAACUGCUACGUGCGGUGCUGGGGAUGCCACGAUACGGAAUGGUUUAUUUUCAAAAGACUCGGCUUGGAAGCCAUUGGAGAGGUUGGAGAAAGAUGUCAUGGAGUUGAGACUUUCUGACGGGGAAGGUACAUUUUUGGCUAGUCAGUGA